Leptonychotes weddellii (Weddell seal) is the source of this 1967-nucleotide messenger RNA. The record is from RefSeq and is a predicted model, not a curated record. Lineage: Eukaryota; Metazoa; Chordata; Mammalia; Carnivora; Phocidae.
AGAGUGGUGACAGAACUUGUAAAUUAAAUCAGGGAGCAUUUUCUGAAUUUUCAGUGCUGCCAAUUUAAAUGUAAAUUAAUUUAUGAGAACGGAAACGAUUUGGAGGAGAAAUGCCAAUGGAGCAAAAGUAGAUUUAUUCCCUACAUCUUCGGGCCACCGUGAGACACACACAUACUCCUGGCAAAUAAACCAAGUUGCUUGAUUUAAAUGGUGGUCUCAGAGGAUAGGACAAUGAGGUUUUCAGAUAAAACUCAGGAACAGCGGUACUCUGGUGACCUACAGUCCUCAGACUGCUCCUGUGACUUACGGAACUCACUUUCUCUCCCAGCAAGGCUUUUCUUAAGCAAUGUGGCUUGCUUAAGAGCAGAUUGCCUGGGUUUAAAUGUCAGCUCCAUCAUUUAGUUGCUUGGCCUCAGACAAGUGACUUAACUCUUUUCUGAAUCAGUUUUUUCAAAUGUAAAAUGAGGCUGCAACAGUAUCUGUUUUGUAGGAUUGUUGUGGGAAUGAAAUGAAGUAAUACAUUUGGAGCACAGUGCCUGGCAUAUGGUGUCCUGUACGUGUUGGCUGUUAAUAUUAUUAUAUGUCUUAUCUGUACGCCUCUUUCAGCUCAUUGCUAUGGACAGUGCUAUCACCCUGUGGCAGUUCCUCCUUCAGCUCCUACAGGAGCCUCAGAACAAGCAUAUGAUCAGCUGGACCUCUAAUGAUGGGGAGUUCAAGCUCUUGCAGGCAGAAGAGGUGGCUCGUCUCUGGGGGAUUCGUAAGAACAAGCCUAAUAUGAAUUACGACAAACUCAGCCGAGCCCUCAGAUACUAUUAUGUAAAGAAUAUCAUUAAAAAAGUGAAUGGUCAGAAGUUUGUGUACAAGUUUGUGUCUUACCCAGAGAUUCUGAAAAUGGACCCACUGACCGUGGGCAGGACUGAGGGAGACUGUGACGCUGUGAGCUGCAGUGACGUCGGCGGCAGCUGCAGGGACCCUGAGAGUGGGGGCAGAGAGAAGCCCCCGCAGCCCGGGGCCCGGGCCUCCAGCCGCAACGACUAUAUACACUCCGGCUUGUAUUCUUCCUUUACUCUCAACUCUUUGAACUCCUCCAGUAAGAAGCUCUUCAAACCUAUAAAGAUUGAGAGUCCAGCUGAGAAGCUGGCAGAGAAGAAGCCGCCUCAGGAGCCGACACCGUCCGUCAUCAAAUUCGUAACAACACCUUCCAAAAAGCUGCCAGUUGAACCUGUUGCCGCCGCCCUGUCAGGCGGCCCAAGCAUUUCUCCAUCUCCGGAAGAAGCGCUCCAGGUGUUGGAGACUUUGGCUUCUCCCAGACUGCCUUCCCUGGAAGCCCCGGCCUCUGCAGCCGGCGGCACCCCCGCCUUUGCCACGCCCCCCAUCUCCGCCUCCCCUCCUGUGCAGGAGCCCCCCAGGACCCCUUCACCGCCGCUGAGUCCCAACCCCGACAUUGACACCGACAUCGAGUCCGUGGCCUCGCAGCCCAUGGAACUUCCCGAGAACUUGUCACUGGAACCUAAAGACCAGGAUUCAGCUUUGCUGGGAAAGGACAAAACAAGUAAUUCCUCAAGAUCCAAGAAACCCAAAGGCUUAGAGCUGGCGCCCAUCCUUGUGAUCACGGGCAGUGACCCGAGCCCCCUGGGAAUAUUGAGCCCGUCCCUCCCCACAGCUUCUCUCACACCAGCACUUUUCUCACAGACGCCCAUCUUACUGACGCCGAGCCCCUUGCUCUCCAGCAUCCACUUCUGGAGUACUCUCAGCCCUGUUGCUCCUCUGAGUCCAGCCAGACUGCAAGGUGCUAACACACUCUUCCAGUUUCCUUCUGUACUGAACAGUCAUGGACCGUUCACUGUGUCUGGCCUGGAUGGACCACCCACCCCUGGCCCAUUUUCCCCAGAUCUACAGAAAACAUAACCUAUGCACUUGUGGAAUGAGAGAACCAAGGAAUAAAGAAACAGAGUCGUUCAACAUGA